Molecule: messenger RNA, 2540 nt
Organism: Linum trigynum
Lineage: Eukaryota; Viridiplantae; Streptophyta; Magnoliopsida; Malpighiales; Linaceae
Source: the annotation of a GenBank genome assembly
GAAACGCCGAUGGUCACUCUAUUCUUCUUCUCCUCCUCCUUGCUCUUUGUCUCCUCUUCUAGGGAUUAGAUCGCAAAGCUCAUUUCAUUCUCCCAUCGAAUUCGAAAUUCAAAUUCUUCUCCCGAAUCAGUCGCCAAGCCUCCUCUCCAUCUCUUGCCAGUUGCCAAUUCCCAACCCUCCCAAUUUUCUCAUUCGCCAGCCAUAGAUUAGAAGUCAGAAAGUCAUCGGAUUGUGCAAAGAUAGUCUCGAGCUCCAAGUCUCAGCACUUGUCCUAGCAUUCAAACUUCAAAGACUGAAAUCGCUAAGCAGAGUCUAGGGUUAGAAAAACGCGAUGCCUUCUCCUUCGUCUUCGUUGCUCCUUCACCACAACUACCACCAACACGCGGCAGCGGCCAUAAUAACGCAUCCAUGGAAGAAUUACCUGUUCCUUCCAAUUUGUUCCUUCCAAUUUGGUCUCUUCCGUGGCCAGAUCGCUCCUUCCGAUGCGGUGCCGCCUUCAAGCUCUACUUCACUUGUUCAUUGGAGGAUCUGCCGUAGUAGAAUUGAAGAGAGAGUUGGGUGACUGCUGAUCUCUUCUCAAUGGCUUGACUAAGAAAGGUGAUUGACUCCUCUUUUGGUUUGUUUCUCUCUUUUAGUCUUCUUGAUAAUAAGCUUUUCUCUUUUAGUCUUCCUUUGUGGUUAGUGUUGAGAGUUCCCGUGAAAAUUUGAUUGAUUCUUGUCAACUUGGUAUGUACAUUUAAGGUAGUUUUUACCUGAAGAUCUUGUAUAUUUUUGAAUUCACUCGGCUAACCAAUUAUUAUGCUCAAAGUAGAUAGGUCUUCUCAUUCUGGUGGUGCAUGGUAACUUAUAAUAGGAUCUGACCAAUGAAUAUUUACAUGGAAAGCUCCUAGAAGCAGCAUUUAGAGCACUGUGGCAUAGCUUAUGUUUCAGGACUAGACUGCACUUUCCUAAGUUAGUGCUGGUUUUAUCAACUUGGUCAUGCAGAAUUUGAGUUUCUUUGUUGUUCGUGCUCCUUAAUUUUUCUAUGAAUAGGUAAGAGCGAUCACCCAAGAGUAUAGUCAGAAAGUGAACUGCUGGAAAGUUGAAGGUCUCAUGGCUCUUCAAGAGGUUCCAUGACCACUUACAUUGCUCUCAUUGAUUUUCCAUGGAAGUUAAAGAAAUAACAUAGGGACGUUUGAAGCUUCUCUGUGACUGGUUCACAUUCACUUCUACUGAUACAGCUUAUGAUCUGAACUUUCCAGACAAUCACUUGAACCUUAGUCUAUUAUCUGAAUUGCUAUGUGUUGUAGGAAGCAGAGGAUUAAUUGGUCCACUUAUUUGAAGAUGGGAUGCUAUGUGCAGUUCAUGCCAAACGUGUUACAUUGAGUGAGUUUAUCUUGACCGCUGCUGCAGUUUAUCCCGAGUCUGACCUAUUUAUUAACCUGCUUCUCUUCUUGCUGAUACUUGUUAUGAUGCUUAAGUGAGGAAUACUUGGUCUGUUGAAAAAAGGGUCAGUCUCUUUAACUUAGUAAUAUUUGCAAUGCUGAAUUUAGCCAUUAGGAAGUUGUAGAUUAUAUAUUGUCAACCUAGUAGGCGCCUAGAGGUCAAUUAUGAUGGCGUCCUCUUGAUAAGUUAAGCUAGAGACAUUAGUUAGACUUCUGUUUAUGGUAUUCCUCAUUUUUUUUCCAUUGGCAGCGUGGUGUUUGUGUUGAGAUAAUGUACUCUGAACUUAUUAUGUAGAGAAGGAAGAUGAUUCCCAAUGCUAAUGUAUGAGUUAUGUAGUGGUUCACAGAGGAAACAAAGUUUUGAUAAUAUGGCUACUCUCAGCUAUUUGUACUGUUUGCAUCAGCCAUCAAUGUGUAGCAGGGACAUGUCAGUUUCAUACUUCAUUUACAUGUCUCUAAAGAUCAUCUGAAUGUGAGGGACUGCAGUUUACCUACAUUAUUGUCUCUGCUAUUAUUAACUUUGAUUACAAAAAAUUUCUAAUUAAUAAAACCUAAACUUAUAGGUUAUGUUCAGAACCGAUGGCUAUGCAUUUCCUGGAACUUACAGUUUAGGUUUGUUCUUUACUUAUUUUCUCCUCCCGUGCAUUUAUCUCCUGAAGAUGGUAAGAAGCAGAAUGGUCAGUGUGUGUUUCCUUAAUGAAAGGCUUGUUAUUAUUCUUGUUGAGGUUUUUGUUUUCUGGAAGGUAGUGUGAGAUGUUUUUGCACUUUCUUGAAUCUCCAGGUGUGAAAGAACAGAAAGAGGAUGAGGAGGAAAGUGAUGAUGAAUUGGCCAAAUCUGAAGCAAAUGAGGAGGAUGAGACUGAUCUUGAUUUGUCCUGAAGUUGCUGGAUCAGGCGAGGCAAUUGCUGAUAAGAGUUAUAGCGGAAGUUGCCUAUGAGAGAGGUUAGUUGGGCCUUCUUUUCUCUCGAUCAUGGAACAACAUAGGCCUCCAUGUUCGGAUAUCAAAAUUGAAAAAAACAUUGCUCAAGUAUACACAUGGUACUUAACCUUUUGUGAUAAUGUUGUAAUUUACCUACCAAAACAAAGUGCAACCUAGAAUAAAACCACACCUCACGG